This is a messenger RNA of Oxyura jamaicensis (ruddy duck), 1157 nucleotides long. Its product is annotated as 5'-AMP-activated protein kinase subunit gamma-1-like. NCBI's taxonomy places the organism in Eukaryota, Metazoa, Chordata, Aves, Anseriformes, Anatidae. The record is from RefSeq and is a predicted model, not a curated record. The transcript is spliced from 8 exons. The annotation marks the transcript as partial.
GUCCCAGUGUUGGGGUGUCCUGUAUUUUGGGGAGCCUUGUGUUUUGGGGUGUCCUAGUGUUGGGGUUUUCUCAUGUUUUGGGGUGUCCUGGUGUGGGGCUGUCCUCUUGUUGGGGUUCCUCAUGUUUUGGGGUGUCCCGGUGUUGGGGUGUCCCAGUGUUGGGGUGUCCUCUUGUUGGGGUGUCCCGGUGUCCCAGUGUGGGGCUGUCCUCUUGUCGGGGUUCCUCAUGUUUUGGGGUGUCCCGGUGUUGGGGUGUCCCAGUGUUGGGGUGUCUCAUGUUUUGGGUUCUCUUGGUGUUGGCAUCUUCUCGUGUUUUGGGGUGUUUUGUUUUAGGGAUGUCUCAUUUUUGGGGCUGUCCUGUUAUUGGGUUUUGUCGUGUUUUGGGGUGUUUCCUGUUUUGGGGUGUCUCAUGUUUUGGGGUGUCUCAUGGUUUGGGGUGUCUCCUUGCCGCUGGCACGCGCCUCACGCUGCCGGUCCCCAGGGGAGCCUCGCCGCGGCGCCUACACCGCCUUCAUGAAGUCCCACCGCUGCUACGACCUCAUCCCCCCCCCAAAGUGACUCUCCCGCGGCAGGUGAAGAAGGCUUUCUUCGCGCUGGUCACCAACGGCGUGCGGGCUGCCCCGCUGUGGGACAGCAAGAAGCAGAGUUUUGUGGGCAUGCUGACCAUCACCGACUUCAUCAACAUCCUGCACCGCUACUACAAGUCGCCCAUGGUGCAGAUCUACGAGCUGGAGGAGCACAAAAUAGAGACGUGGAGAGAAGUCUACCUGCAGGACUCCUUCAAGCCUCUGGUCUGCAUCUCCCCCAACGCCAGCCUCUUCGACGCCGUCUCCUCCCUGAUCCGCAACAAGAUCCACCGCCUGCCCGUCAUCGACCCCGACUCGGGCAACACGCUCUACAUCCUCACCCACAAGCGCAUCCUCAAGUUCCUCAAACUGUUCAUAGCGGAGGUCCCCAAGCCCGAGUUCAUGGCCAAGACGCUGGAGGAGCUGCGGAUCGGUACCUACGACAACAUCGCCGUGGUGCGGACCAGCACCCCCAUCUACGUGGCGCUGGGCAUCUUCGUUCAGUACCGCGUGUCCGCUCUGCCGGUGGUCGAUGAUUCGGGGCGGGUGGUGGAUAUCUACUCCAAAUUCGACGUUAUCGUGAGUACCGGG